CUGUGCGAAACAUCCGGGACUCGAUCAGGGGUGUCACUCAAGCCUGCGAAGAUGGCGACGACGGGCAGAAAUACACUCCAAUCGGUUAGCACAAAUGUAAAUAACAGCACUUCCGAAAGCCAAAAUAACGAGGAGGAUGACGGACAGAAUUUAUGGUCAUCGAUAUUGAGUGAGGUGUCGACGCGCUCCCGAUCAAAAUUGCCAUCAGGAAAGAAUGUGGUGGUUAUGGGUGAGGUGGGGUCUGGUAAGACCACCCUGGUGGCCAAACUACAAGGUGUAGAAGAGUACAUGAAGGGCCGGGGCUUAGAGUACCUGUAUUUCAGUGUUCACGAUGAUGAUAUCGAUGAUCAUGCACGGUGUAAUGCAUGGGUGCUGGAUGGUGACCUGUACCACAAAGGCCUGCAGAAAUUUGCUGUAUCGACGGAUAACCUGGAGGACUCGCUGGUUCUGUUUGUGGUUGAUCUGUCCCGGCCCUGGCUGGCCCUCGAUUCAUUGCAGAAAUGGGGCAGUGUUGUGAGGGAUUUUGUGGACAAACUCAGAGUUCCCCCUGAAACCAUGAGAGAGCUGGAGCACAGAUUGGUGAAGCAGUUUCAGGAAUAUGUGGAACCAGGAAGUGACCUGGACGCUGUGCCCCAGAGAAGGAAUCCUGAGUCGGAGGAAGAGAGCGUCCUGCUGCCGCUGGGAGAUAAUACACUCACACACAACCUGGGCCUGCCUAUAGUGGUGGUCUGCACUAAGUGUGAUGCCAUCAGCACAUUGGAGAAGGAGCACGAUUAUAAAGACGAGCACUUAGACUUCAUCCAGUCUCACAUUCGACGCUUCUGCUUGCAGUAUGGAGCAGCACUACUUUACACAUCCAUGAAGGAGAACAAAAAUCUAGACUUGUUAUAUAAAUACCUCGUUCACAGGUUAUACGGCUUUCCCUUCAACAUCCCAGCUCAGGUGGUGGAGAAAGACUCUGUGUUUAUUCCAUCAGGAUGGGACAAUGAAAAAAAGAUCGCCAUCCUGCAUGAAAAUUUCCAGACUGUAAAAGCAGAUGACAACUUUGAAGAUGUAAUAGUGAAACCUCCAGUUAGAAAGUUUGUACAUGAGAAGGAAGUUCAAGCUGAAGAUGACCAAGUAUUUCUACUAAAGUUGCAGUCUCUGUUAUCUAAACAGCCUCCAGUCACUGCAGGAAGACCAGUGGACCCAACAAACAGAGCUCCCACAGGCUCACCGAGGACGACCAACCGUUCAGCGGCAGCUAACGUUGCAAACGUCAUGCCCAUGCAAUCAGGUACCAUGAAGAUUGAUCCCAACAUGAAAGGAGGUCAGACCAGCGAGGGCGUGCUGGCUAACUUCUUCAACAGUCUGUUGACUAAGAAAGCAGGCUCACCCGGCCCGGGCGGCCAACCCACAGGAGGAGGGAACAACACCCCAGGAACAGUCCGCAAAUCAGAUCUUUGACAUCAGCGAUGGCUCCAAGUUGGGGUUGACAGAUGUCCAGGCUGAGCUGGACCGGAUCGCCAACAAGUCCGACUUGGACUCUUCAGCCACUAACGCCACUACGCCCCCUGCCGAAAAUGACGAAUCCUAAGUGAGAAACAGGGAUCAUUCACUGACAAGCUCCUCCCCCUUUACACUGCUCUCUCUGCCUCUCUGAACCUGCCUCCCUUUUGCCACCUCUCCACCCUUCCUCUCCCUCACGUUUCCUCUUGAUCUUGUUCAGAAAGGGGAUUUAUUCCUAUUUAUUCCUUUUACCGCAAAUGACUUGAAGCUGCAUGUUGGCAAAUUGCGAUCGCUAAGUCUGUUUCCACACACGAACACACGUACAGCGGACGGGUCCGUAAAAAAACAUAGACAGGGUUAUCAUAGAAAUGAAGGACUUUAGAUCAGCAUUGGACACUAAAAGAGAAGCUUAGAGAGGAAAUGGGGAUGUAGAGAAAAGACGAUGAAAGAGGUUUGUGACUUUAAGUGUGUAUAUAUGCAAGUUAAUCUUUUCUUUGUCUUUCGGUAGUGAAUUAUCUUAUAUGAAGGAUCCUGUUCGACCAAAGUAAAAGUCACUCUGCUUCUGGUAAACAAACGCACAUUUUUACUUAUCUAAACAUCUUAGCCUGAUCUGAACAAAAAAUGAUUUAAAAAUAAAGGAAAGUAUCACAUUUCAGUCAGAGAGAGAUUCGGUUAAACGAUUCAUUGGAUGUGGUCACCUUGUGUUGGUGUUUAUUAAAUGGUUAUCUUUGGCACUCUUAAGUGUUUUGAUCACAGGACCAGAACAAAUAUACUGACAUGAUUUCAAUGCUUUAUAAUAUUUAUAACCCUUUUUUUUGCUGCUGUUAAACUGUCAACAGAGUCGCCAAGUCAGAUUGAUGUGAUCUGUUGUGUACUACAAUUAAAAGUAUCUGAAUACUGCACUAUUACACAAUGGUAGGCAAUGACACUGAAAAUGAUUUACAAUGCUGAUUAUAACAGAAUAGUAUAUUUAACUAGGGAGCGAUAGUUUUUAGCUUAGACAUGGUUUAUGAAGUCAUCUGUGUAACUGCUGAUCAAGACUAUUGAUGAGACUGACAACUAUGUCCAGUAUAAACAUUUUUGUCUGUUUGAUUUCUAGGCUCAUAAGAGCUUGAAAAUGGGAUGUUUCUGUACAUGUGUGUUCUCAUCUCUCAACUACAGCCAGUUAACUGUUAAUUAAUGGAUGCACUAGAGAUCAUGCGAACAAGAGCAGUAUUAUUGUCUAUUAAUUUCUGUGUGUGUGUGUGGGGGGGGGUAUAAAUUCAGCCAGAGAUUUGUCUGUUUAGAGACUUUAACAGCUAGAAAUUAGUACCGUACCGGGAAGGGGGAGGGGGGAGGGGGGGGGGUUUGCGGAGGUGGCAGGGCAGGUGAGAUCUCACCCUCCUCACCUGCAUUUACAGUCAUCAGCCAAACAGAGAGGGAGGGGAAAUAAACACGCUAAUAUGGUCCCAUAAUUUCACAAGAUGUAGUGAUGUUUCUCUGAAUCAGGUCUGUAAUCAUUCUAUUAAAGUUGUAUUUAUUGGGAA
Molecule: messenger RNA, 3014 nt
Organism: Carassius carassius (crucian carp)
Lineage: Eukaryota; Metazoa; Chordata; Actinopteri; Cypriniformes; Cyprinidae
Product: cytoplasmic dynein 1 light intermediate chain 1-like
Exons: 14
Coding region: 52-1446 (464 amino acids)
Biological process (GO): microtubule-based movement; microtubule cytoskeleton organization
Cellular component (GO): cytoplasmic dynein complex; centrosome
Molecular function (GO): dynein heavy chain binding
Source: RefSeq, a predicted model, not a curated record